Molecule: messenger RNA, 4323 nt
Organism: Falco peregrinus (peregrine falcon)
Lineage: Eukaryota; Metazoa; Chordata; Aves; Falconiformes; Falconidae
Gene: LDAH
Product: lipid droplet associated hydrolase
Exons: 8
Coding region: 440-1273 (277 amino acids)
Biological process (GO): lipid storage
Cellular component (GO): lipid droplet
Molecular function (GO): lipase activity
Source: RefSeq, a predicted model, not a curated record
UCCCGCGGCCGCGCCGGCUGCUUCCGCCCGGUUUCGGCAGACGUCGCUGGCGCUGGGCGCUGCCUCGCCGCUGCCGCCGCGAUGCUGGGUGUUGGGGAGCCUGCGAGGGGGGAAGCUUGUCAAGGUCCAUUUGGAUAGCAGCCCAGCCCACCAGUGUUUCAGUUGAUGUCUUACUCCCCUCUGAAACUGGUAUUAUGCACGAACCAUCUGAGAGUGCGUACUGUCCCAUUGUCCAGGUUUUUAAUGAAGACAUUGAACAGUACUGGCCCAAUACUGAUCCUUGAAGGACAUUGCUGCAAACAAGAGGUCAGCAGAAGAGCCAAUCCCAUUACAUGAAGAAUUCAUCUACUGUUGUGGAGCUGCUACCCAUGUCUUAAAGUGUGGGCCUUGGAAAGACCUCUCAAAAGAUGCAAGCAAAAAUCUACCCAGGCUCUUAUUCAUGAUUAUUCCCGGUAACCCUGGACUGGCAGGUUAUUACAGGACCUUUAUACAGGCCUUAUAUUGUGGACUAAAUCAGCAGUAUCCCGUUUGGGUUGUGAGCCAUGCUGGACAUUGUAAGCCUCCUAAUGGUAUGGAAAUGAUAGAAGACACAGAUAUUAAGGAACUAGAGGAUGUUUUUGGACUUAACGGACAAGUAGAGCAUAAGCUGAACUUCCUCAAAAAGAAUGUAUCAAAAGAUAUAAAGCUGGUACUGAUUGCUCAUUCUAUUGGUUGCUACAUUACACUGGAGAUGAUGAAGCGAGCAUCAGAACUUCAGGUUCUUCGCUCUGUGCUGCUGUUUCCAACCAUAGAGCGUAUGGCUCAGUCCCCUCAAGGAAAGCUCAUGACCCCUUUGCUGUGCAAACUUCGUUAUGUUCUGUACAUGCCCGUCUACCUGCUGUCCUUCCUACCAGAGGGAGUCAAAGCCUCCCUGGUGCGGUUUGCUCUGCGAGGAAUGAAGACCUGCGAUGAAUCAUCCAUAACAACUUCUGUGAAUCUCUUCAGUGUGGACUGCAUCGCCAACAUCUUGUAUAUGGCAAGUCAAGAAAUGAUGAAGGUUGUGGAGAGAGACAGUACAACCAUAAAGCAAAAUUUAAAGAAGCUGAUCUUCUACUAUGGAACUGGAGACAGCUGGUGUCCACAGCACUACUACGAUGAGAUCAAAAUGGAUUUUCCAGAUGGGGACAUUCGACUUUGUGAGAAAGGGCUCCGCCAUGCCUUUGUGCUGGAUGCCAGCAAGGAGAUGGCUGCCAUGAUUACAGACUGGUUACAGGAUGAUCUGACCAAAUUAUAAACAUAGAUUCAGUGAUCAACAAGAAAACUAUGUAAUUAUUUUGUGAACAUGUAAUUUUUUGUGAGAGAGUCUGUCCUAUUUUUUUCUGUUUAUUAUAGAUUAUGGCUUGUUUUCUAUUGACAUGUUUUAGAGAAAGCUGAAGAGAGACUGGCUGGUCCAAAGUAUAGUUUUAUUGAUUCAGUGGUGAUGUACCUUCAUCCUGCAUCUUGAGGACUCUGCAGGACUUGGCAGAGGGUGGUUUAUUGUCUGCUAGCACUCUAGACAACACUGGUACUAGAUUCACUGGCUACAAGUGUACCUGAGUUACUGUCACCUCACUCAUCUGCUGGGAAACUGCCAGGGAUGUGUUUAGGGCAUCCCAGCUGGCUUGCCUUGGAAAGAAAUACCAGGCUACUCUGUAUGGAUAAAAAUCUCCCUGGGGACGGAUCCUGACAAUGGAUCCUGGUAUGUUGUGAAAGACCUGACCCUCUCCAUAUGUCUCAUCCGUCCAUGUAACCCUGGUGCGUGACAGCCAGAACAGCCCAAGGCUCCAGGACAACCCUAACAGUGUAUCCUCCAGGCCAGAGGGGGUUGGUGAUCAAUCAAAGGUCAGGCUGAGUUCAGGAUGAGUGCAAGAGAGGUGUGUAGAUGAGGUGUGCAGUCUCUCCAAAGUCUCAGAAGAGGUUUAGGGUGCUGCCUGGACUCCACAGGGUAUUAAAAAUACCCAUAAGGUAACUGUGGCCACUCAGUGAACACAUACAGAGCUCUUGUCUGGAAUAUUGCCAACUGUUUUAUAUUUUGAUUAACUGUAGAGAAAGUAAAGGACACUCGUCAAAAGUGCCAGUAUUAAAAGGUUAAAAUAGAUUUCAGAAUCCAUAUAUAACUACUUAUAGGCGGCCUAGCUCUCCUAAUGAAGUCCAUGAGAACAGUACUUGCUCAGCAACUUUGAGGAAUUAAACCAGUUUUGAUGCAUGCCUAAAUUGCAGUUCUUUGCCCUAAGGACUGAAGUAUAAGUUUUUCUGCCAAGCCACAAAUUAGAUAAGCCCACAAUGAGAAGAUGACUGUUGCUCUCCUGUGAUUGCACCCAUGAAAUGUCAUGAAAUGUCACUGUUGAGAACCAGAUCCUUGCUAUAGCACAUUGCGGACAAGUAGACUGUUCCUCACAGUUGUUCAUCCCUCUCCUUUACAGGUGGCAGAAAACUAGAAUAAGACAUCCUACCAGUUGUGAUAACAGAAGAAGUUACAGGCAAUAGCUAGAAAUGAAAAAUAAUGUAAGUGAAAGGAACAGAGCCAAGUGUAAUCAGGAAAAGCUUUCUAGCCUUGAACCUGUGAAAUAGUGUCCCUGUGGAGUUCAUAGAGACAUUUAUAAAUAAGUGAAACACUACAGAAUAUAGUCAGGGGAAGUCCUGCCCUUGCAAACAGAUGAAUUUAGAUGAUGCACUGGCUAUCUAACUUACAUGUUUUAUUAACAGUUUUAAUGUGAUGUAGAAUGACCAAUUAAUUCCUGGGUUUUCUUAGACAAUUACAUACACACCUUCCACUUCUCUCUUAAUCACCCUUGAAUCUUUCACUAAUAUCUAGAGCAAUUUGCAGUAGAAUUCACUUCCUGGAUAUUUUGGACUAGUUUUCAAACCUGCGGACAGACAGUGGAUUUAAGUGACCUUUGCAUCAGAAACUGGUUUAGCUUUUGAGACUAGCCAGUGGCUUUUCAGAUUACACUGCCACAUAAUAAACAGAUACUGAUGCUUGAGGCAGAAGUGCUGCGACCGCAGUUGCAGCCGCGUGGGGAGGAGCCAGAUACGUUCAAAGUGAAAGGACUGUGCCCAUGCAACUGAUUCUGUUUAUUGGAGAGUCAUGGGACUUCCCUUCUUUUUACAGGGCCAUGUUCAGUCAUGAUCAAAACGAUUCUUGUUCUCACUUUAGGAACCCACAGUUGAACGAGUCUGUGUGUGUUUAAAUAGCCCACAGAUGUUGGCAUCUUCUGUUGUUCCUGUUGGAUGGCCUUACAGCAGAUGCCAAAUACAUCUGUUGGCCUAGGUGCUCCCUGGGGCAGAGUGAGGUGGGGGCAUUCAUAUAUGUGGAUAUAUAUAUGCACACGUAUAUAUAGACAUAUGCACCUGUUUGUAUGUUAGCAACAUAAAAAAUACAGUUCACUUGGUUGUUUUGGUUUACACAUUGAUCUGGUUGAAAUAAGCAUUUGUUUUUCAAAGUAUGUGGAAUCAGGUAAUCAAGCAAGGACUCAGUCUGUAAAAAGUUCAGCUGUUGUAGUGGAUCUCCUGAGGACAGAAAAGAUCGUGCAUUAACCAAAGAUGACAAGCAACUAUUAAAGUCUGGAAACUGAAGCACCUAUGAGAAGCAGUUGUUUACAGUGCAUUAUUCGUAUACUUUGUAUGAGGAAUUAAUUUAGCAAUACUUGUAUUUGACUUGUGUAUGCCUUUUAUACAAAUGUUAAUCCAUUACAGUAGAUCCUACUGACUGCAUUAAGACCUAACCUGAGAUUACAUCUGGUCAGUGAUGACCAGAUCUACUGCAGGAUAAUGCCUUAUGAUUUUCUUAAAUGAAUUUUCUCUAAUAUUAUCAAAACUAUAUUGAUUCAGUUGCUACCUUCUUCCUAGAAGCUGUUGCUGUAAGGCUAAGAUGUGAAAAUUUGCUGCUCUCUUCAUUGCAGAAAAGCACAGGUCUAGUUGUCACAGCUGUACUUCAUCAGAGAGGCAGAUCUCAAACAAGGAGAAUCUAGCUCCUCUGAAGCCCAUGGUGUUCACCGUGACACCAGGCAAAGAGUGUCAAAAGUGCUUGUGGUCCAAAUGUGCUAAUUUACCACGAAAAUACAGUGUGGUCUUGCCUGUUUUAGACUGUUCUAGAAUUGUGGGGAAACCUAUCACAAAUGAAUUGACUGUAUGCAGUAGCACCUAAUCUCUGUCAUUCACAUUUGUGCUUAAUUCUCACCACACGAGUAAUCCUGCUAGCUUCAAUGACUGACUCGUGUUCAAGUGUUUUGCUAGAUCUAUACCUUUUAUGAAAAAGUACACAAAUCCAGUAACAAAAAUAAAGACAUUUAUGGUAAAAUGUAA